UCUCCUUCGAGCUCGUCUGGGUUUCAGGGACCCGUUAUAGGAGUGAAUCACGGUCUACGAGUGCGAGAUAGAGGGCGUCGACUGGCCAACAAGCGGAGCAUCCAUUCAUCCUUUCAUUGGCAGCUGAGGUUUUCCAGUCUCGCUAGCUAGCGUUAGCCAAGAGGCAGGGGGCACCCGUGUCGGAGAGAGCUUCAAAAUGUCGGGGUACCAAGGAAAGAAGAACAUCCCACGAAUUACAAGUGACCGCCUUCUGAUCAAAGGGGCGAAGAUAGUGAACGAUGAUCAGUCGUUUUUGGCUGAUAUCUACAUGGAAGAUGGAGUCAUCAAGCAAAUUGGAGACAACCUUAUUGUUCCUGGUGGAGUUAAAAUCAUUGAGGCUCAUGGAAGAAUGGUGAUGCCCGGGGGUAUUGACGUGCACACCCGAUUCCAGAUGCCUGACCGAGGCAUGGUGGCUGCGGAUGAUUUCUACCAGGGUACCAGGGCGGCCCUGGCUGGGGGGACAACCAUGAUCAUUGACCAUGUGGUGCCGGAGCCUGGCGUCAGCCUGGUUGCUGCCUUUACACAGUGGAGAGAGUGGGCUGACAGCAAGUCUUGCUGUGACUAUUCUCUGCAUGUGGACAUCACAGAAUGGAACAAAGGCAACCAGGAAGAGAUGGAGACUUUAGUGAAGGACCAUGGUGUCAACUCUUUCCUGGUCUAUUUGGCUUAUAAGGAUGUUUUCCAACUUUCUGACUCUCAGAUCUACGAGGUGUUCAGUGUCAUCAGAGAUCUCGGAGCCAUCGCCCAGGUUCAUGCUGAGAAUGGAGACAUCAUUGCAGAGGAGCAGAGACGUAUUCUAGAGCUGGGGAUCACAGGACCUGAAGGUCACGUGCUCAGCCGCCCCGAGGAGGUGGAGGCCGAGGCGGUCAAUCGUGCUGUCACCAUCGCCAAUCAGACCAACUGUCCCCUCUACAUCACCAAGGUGAUGAGCAAGAGUGCUGCUGAUGUCAUUGCUCUGGCUAGAAAAAGGGGUGCUGUGGUUUACGGAGAGCCCAUCUCUGCUAGCUUGGGCACAGAUGGUACUCAUUACUGGAGUAAGAACUGGGCCAAGGCAGCAGCCUUUGUCACUUCUCCACCACUUAGUCCUGAUCCAACCACCCCCGACUACCUCAACUCCCUGCUGUCAUGCGGGGACUUGCAGGUGACCGGAAGUGCUCACUGUACUUUCCAAACUUCUCAGCGUGCGGUAGGCAAAGAUAACUUCUCCCUCAUCCCAGAGGGAACCAACGGCACCGAGGAGAGGAUGUCCCUAAUCUGGGACAAAUGUGUGGUGACCGGAAAGAUGGAUGAAAACCAGUUUGUGGCAGUGACCAGCACUAACGCGGCCAAGAUCUUCAACCUGUACCCCCGCAAAGGCCGCAUCGCCGUGGGGUCCGAUGCCGACCUUGUGUUGUGGGACCCAGACGUCACUAAGAUCAUCUCAGCUAAGAGCCACAACCUGGCUGUGGAGUACAACAUCUUCGAGGGGACAGAAGUGCGUGGAGGUCCUCUGGUGGUGAUCAGCCAGGGCAAGAUUGUGUUGGAGGAGGGCAGCCUUCACACCACGGAGGGCUGUGGGCGCUACAUCAGCCGUAAACCCUUCCCGGACCACGUUUACAAGAGGAUAAAAGCUCGCAGCAGGCUCACAGAGCUGCGAGGAGUCCCGAGGGGUCUGUACGACGGGCCAGUUUGCGAGGUGACUGUGACUCCCAAGGUGAUGUCCACAGUUUCCUCGGUGAAGACUUCCCCUGCCAAGCAGCAGCAGCAACAACAGCAGUUUACUCACCAGCCUGUGCGCAACCUUCACCAGUCUGGCUUCAGUCUGUCUGGCGCCCAAAUUGAUGACAACGUUCCUCGUCGCACCACUCAACGCAUCGUGGCUCCUCCCGGUGGAAAAGCUAACAUCACCAGCCUCGGCUAAGCACUUUUUCUCCACAUAGCCAGGGAGGGGGGUCGCAGGGCCACACGGGACCAGAGGCUGCUCUUACAAAUGUCACAUCACGUCCCUUUGCUGAUCACCUCCGACUCCCCUAUGCAGCCCACACCAUUUAUUAAUAUUCACACAUACCACCACGUCACCUCAUGCAAAGAAAAAAGAAAGCACUAUUCCAUUUCGCUUCACCGUCUCGAGAUAGUUAAAUACCGAGGAAGGAUCAAGUGAAUUGAAGCAGCUCUUUUUUUAAUGCUGUUUUCACGGCCAGUUUGAUUAUUGAUGAAAUUAAUUUGUUUACAUUUUUUUGUAUAUUUUCAGCUGCAUGUGAUUGUUUAUUUGCCCUCUUGGCUCAAUAAGCUGACCCAAAAGUCACCCCAAGGAAUAUUUUAGCAACAGGAACUUUUGACGGUUGUUCUUCUUGCGCUGUUCGUUUUCCACGUAUUAGAAUGUUUUGGUGGUUCUCAGACAUCAGCCAUCUUUAGCUGAAAGCAGAGCCUCUGUUGCCACCGUUAACAAUGCUGUUUCUACUGUUAUGAGACUGUUUGUUCAGAAAUGAGAAAUUAGAUAGUAGAAUAUUGUUUUUCAAUAACACCUCAAGUCUGCAGUAUUUGAACUUGUGCUUGGUUUUAAGUUUAAGCCAUGUAUUGAGCUGAGCAAUUCACCUAUGUCUUCCUUUAGUGAUAUAGUUGCACUCUGUUUCCAUUUUUUUUAAAAUAUUGUCUUUUUGAUGUUUUAUGUUUUAAC
This is a messenger RNA of Pundamilia nyererei, 2695 nucleotides long. Its product is annotated as dihydropyrimidinase-related protein 2-like. The record is from RefSeq and is a predicted model, not a curated record. Bases 197 to 1939 code for a protein of 580 amino acids. The transcript is spliced from 15 exons. Gene Ontology annotation, molecular function: hydrolase activity, acting on carbon-nitrogen (but not peptide) bonds, in cyclic amides. NCBI's taxonomy places the organism in Eukaryota, Metazoa, Chordata, Actinopteri, Cichliformes, Cichlidae. Gene Ontology annotation, cellular component: cytosol; cytoplasm.